Molecule: messenger RNA, 2237 nt
Organism: Bufo bufo (common toad)
Lineage: Eukaryota; Metazoa; Chordata; Amphibia; Anura; Bufonidae
Gene: RIC8B
Product: RIC8 guanine nucleotide exchange factor B
Exons: 10
Coding region: 139-1743 (534 amino acids)
Biological process (GO): G protein-coupled receptor signaling pathway
Cellular component (GO): cytoplasm; plasma membrane
Molecular function (GO): G-protein alpha-subunit binding; guanyl-nucleotide exchange factor activity
Source: RefSeq, a predicted model, not a curated record
ACCAUCAGAAUACGAGUUACAGGGCUGGUCAGUGUGUGUAUGACGGCGCAUGCGCAGACAGAGAGGCUCUGUGAGAAUGUAAAAGAAAGGGCUUUGCUUCUAGUUUAUAUUUAAGUUUCCUGCACUUUCAGCUUAGACAUGGACCUGGAGACGGUGCUGGGAAGAGUGAGGCCGGGGAAGCAUGAGGAGACUGAAUCAGCUCUGAAGGAAUACAAUGACCAGAAUCGCACCAUGUUUCAGUUUGAUCCAGCUGACGAAGAAAAGAGAAAGAAACUAUGUGAAGCCCUUUUCGAAGUCCUGGAUAAAGGAGCGAGCACGUCCUGUCAGAUGACAUGCUUGGAAGCUCUCCGCAUCCUCUCCAGAGAUAAGAAGGUUUUAGCUCCAGUGACCACAAGGGAAAAUAUGGAAAUCCUGAUGAAAAAGGCCAAGCUGGAUCCUGAAGUGAAAACUCUGGGGGACGUCGCUGACUUCCCGGUCGUUGUUGAGGCGUUAAAGUGUUUGUGCAAUAUCGUCUUCAAUAGUCCUACUGCGCAGAAGCUGAGUCUGGACCUGAACUUUGCUGCCGGGCUUUGCAGGCUAUUGGAAAAGUGCAUGGACGGACGCGCAGUCAAUGACAUUCGCUGCUUCGAUCUGCGGCUGCUCUUUCUGCUUACACUUUUGCACACAGACAUUAGGGCUCAGUUAAAACAAGAACUGCAAGGACUGCCCCUACUUACAAAGACCCUGGAAAGUAUCCUGAGUGUUCAGUGGGCAGGGAAAUACCAGGCUGUUGCUGAAGUGAGUGCCCCCGCGCUGUCAGUGCAGGAGACGGACUGCACCAUCGAGGCUUUAAAAGCGCUCUUUAAUGUGACACUGGACAGCUGGAACGUCCAUAGUGAGAGUGACGCUCAUCAGUUCCGCCACCUGGCUGCCAUUUUACGCCAUAUUUUACUUUCCCGGGGUCCAUCUGAAGAUAAAACAGAGGAGCUGCACAGCAAUACCAUCAAUCUGUUGAGCAACGUCCCUGUUUCUUGCCUGGAUGUCCUCAUAUGCCCUUCUGGCAAAGAAAUGUCUGCCAAUAACAAUGAGCCAGAUAUGGAGGCUAUCCAACUCAUCCUGGAUUUCAUGGAGAAGAGGAUCGACAAGGGAUGCAGCUAUAGAGAAGGCCUUACUCCUGUCCUCAGCUUACUCACAGAAUGUUCCAGAACUCACAGACCCAUCCGGAAAUACAUCAAAGCGGAGGUUCUCCCACCACUGAGGGAUGUCUCAAACCGGCCAGAAGUGGGGACAACCGUAAGAAACAAACUGGUGCGAUUGAUGACCCAUGUGGAUUUAGGGGUCAAGCAAAUUGCUGCUGAAUUUCUAUUUGUUCUGUGCAAAGAAAGAGUGGAUAACCUACUGAAAUAUACGGGCUAUGGAAAUGCUGCUGGGCUUCUUGCUGCGAGAGGUCUCCUGGCCGGUGGGAGAGGCGAUCGCUGGUAUUCUGAUGAUGAGGAUACAGACACUGAGGAAUAUAUAAAGGCAAAACCAAACAUAAAUCUGAUAACGGGUCAUGUGGAAGAACCAUUGCCAAAUCCUAUGGAUGAAAUGACAGAGGAGCAGAAGGAAUAUGAGGCAAUGAAACUCGUCAACAUGUUUGACAAACUUUCCAGAGAAGAUAUUAUUAAACCGAUGGGAGUGAAACCCGAUGGGACGAUGGCUCCGCUGGAAGAAGCCGUACACUAUACACAGAUUGCCGAGGCAGACAGUUCAGAUUCAGACUAGACCUUCGCCUGCUGUUUUAUUUUAUUUUUAUUUUUUUCUUACAGUGAGAGAUUGCUAUUUAUACUCUUGAUAUGUCCAAAUUAAAAAAAAUAUUAAAUUAUGAUUGUUACAGUCCAGUGACCCUGGAAAAAAAAAGUCCUUAAAGGCUAUGACCACCUUUGGGGGCAAUUUUUUUGAGAUUACAUUUUACUAAUUUUGGGCUAAUAAUCAUUUUUCAGUUAGCCUUUGUGAAAACUUUGCUUGUUCAUCGGGUGAUUGGUGGCACAUACAGGACGAUUAUUGGUGCGUCUAAAUACACUUUUAACAGUUUAUAGACAAUUAUUAUGUCAUAUUCCUAUCAGUAAGUUAAGCAUUCAUUAUAGCUCAAUUCUUAUGAGUCAAGAGAUCAGAGAUAAGUAGCUGUCAACAGUAUAAACACCAGAGCCCAGCACUAGAGAAUCUCAAGGCUGUACAGAGAAAGGGGCUAAAAAUGUAAAAGACAAAUUGAAAAAAAA